AUGGAAGGUGUGGAUCCAGACACUCUUCUGGAAUGGUUGCAAACGGGAGUCGGUGAUGAACGCGAUAUUCAGUUAAUGGCAUUGGAACAGCUUUGUAUGCUCUUGUUGAUGAGUGACAAUAUUGACCAGUGUUUUGAAAGUUGUCCACCAAGAACUUUCCUUCCCGCUUUGUGUAAAAUAUUCCUUGAUGAAACAGCUACAGAAAAUGUUUUGGAAGUCACUGCCCGUGCUAUAACGUACUAUUUGGAUGUGUCGAAUGAAUGUACAAGACGAAUAACACAAGUGGAUGGUGCUGUUAAGGCAAUUUGUAACCGACUAGCAGUUGCGGAAAUGAGUGAUCGUACAAGCAAAGAUCUCGCCGAACAGUGUGUGAAAUUACUCGAGCAUGUUUGUCAGAAGGAAACAUCUGCAGUAUAUGAUGCUGGAGGUUUACAAUGUAUGUUGACUUUAGUUCGUCAGCAUGGACAGUAUGUUCACAAGGAUACUAUUCACUCAGCAAUGUCUGUCAUUACGAAACUAUGUAGCAAAAUGGAACCGAGUGAUUCUACUCUGCCAGAAUGUAGUGCCAGUUUGGGAGCUCUUCUUGAACAUGAUGAUCCGAAGGUUUCAGAAUGUGCUCUUCGUUGCUUUGGCGCACUAACGGAUCGUUUCAUUCGUAAAUUCAUGGAUCCGGUUGAAAUGGUGCAACAUGGGAAUCUCGUUGAACAUCUGCUUAAUUCACUAUUGCCUGUACACCUGACUAGUGUAGCUUGCACUGCAGCACUUUCACAUAUGAGAAAUACUAAUUCAGUGGGAUCAAGUGACUCAAUGGCAUCAUUUGGCUUAAAUCGAUCAGCGUCAUUUGUCUCCGUUGUCAUUUCAUUAUUGAGUAAUCUUUGUCGUGGCUCAUCGAUUGUUACCGAACAAGUCGUAAGCUCUCCGGUUCUUCUUUGUGCACUGAAAACAGUCCUGAUGGGCAAAGAUGAACGCUGUAUUAUGGAUGCUUUGCGCUUUUGUGAUCUUCUUAUGAUACUUCUCUGUGAGGGGCGAAGUGCGUUACCUAAAAGUAUGGGUUCCACUAUAGUUAAUCGUACCGAAACAGGUCCUAAUUCAUUUGACCGAUCCCAUAGGCAUCUCAUCGAUGCAAUUCGUCAACGUGAUACAGAUGCUUUAAUUGACGCUAUUGAAUCAGGACAGAUUGAUGCAAAUUUCACGGACGAUGUGGGACAAACUUUGCUUAAUUGGUCUUCUGCAUUUGGCACUGCUGAAAUGGUGACGUAUUUGUGUGAUAAGGGCGCCGAUGUAAAUAAGGGUCAACGGUCCUCAUCGUUACAUUACGCUGCAUGUUUUGGAAGGUCAGAUAUUGUGAAAAUUUUAUUGAAAUACGGAGCAAAUCCUGAUCUUCGUGAUGAGGAAGGUAAAACAGCACUGGAUAAAGCGCACGAAAGAAGUGAAGAGGAGCAUCAGCUGGUAGCAAGUAUUCUGGAAAGUCCAAGCGCUUAUAUACAAGGGAUUGAUGAAAAGGUAGUGAAGGAAAAAACUGACGUCGCGGGAGAAACAUCAAAUGAAAAGAUCGAUCCCACGAUCGUGCGUCAAUUACUGGAACAACUUUUACCAGUUUUGUGCGAUGUUUAUCAGCGUUCGCUUGGUGCUAGUGUACAUAGAUCCAGUUUGUCGCUGCUUCGUAAAGCUGUCUGUCAUAUAUCACCUGAGUCAAUGGAAUCGAUGGUUACAAAUGAUAGUAAUGGAAUUGAUAUUACGACUGAUAUCUGUUUUUCUCGUGGACAACGGCUUGCUGAAAAUCUUGUUAGCGUUCUCAUGAUGGGUUUGGAACAUGAAGACGACACAGAAUCGCAUGAAAAUGUGUUACAAAUUGUCAAGUCCUUGUUCAUGAAAAGUACAGACUUUUGGUUAGAGCAGUUGGUGCGCGUUGGGAUUUUCGAAAAAGUUGAAGCUAUUGCUAAUCAACCAGUAACACCAGUGAAAGAUAGUGCUGUGACAACAGUGGUCACUGACGGGAAUGGUCGUAUGUCAAGCUGUUUAUCUGUUACAGUUAUGGAUAACAUGUUUGUGGAAGCAGAUGAAGUUUCACAAGUGAAUGCUUCAAAAAACUGGAGUGAUGAAAGUACCACAUCUUCAACGGUUAUAUCAUCAGCUAAGGAAAUAAAUGAUCACGCAAUGGUCAACGUUCCUGUUCAUUUCCAGGAUGAUGAUCUACACAAUAUGCAGGUAACUGUGUCUGCAAGUAUAAAUGCUUUAACUCCAUCCUCUGUUUUCGAAACAUCUGAGACUGGUUCUGUCACAGCGGUAACUUCCAAAUAUAAUACGGGCGUUGAUCUUUCGUUGGCAGUAGAUGAUGAAUGGGAAAUUGUACAAGGUAAGAGCUAUCGAUGGAAAGAUUGGAGGAUGAUCAAAAGCAGAGAUUCCUUUUUUAUUUGGUGCGAUGCUGUAGCCGUGGAAUUUAGCGAUGGUAGUAAUGGUUGGUUCCGCUUCAUGUUAGAUGGUCGGCUUAGUACUAUGUAUAGCAGUGGGAGCCCAGAGGCUGGUUCUGACAACGCUGAAACCCGUGGUGAGUUUUUGGACAAGCUCACCAAAGCUCGAAGUGUUGUACCACCAGGCAGCUUUCUUCAUUCAAUAUUUAGCGCACCGGAUAUUAAUAAAACGAUUGAAAUUGGCAAUUGGAUCUUGAGUUCGCCAAAAAUUGGUGAAUUAAUUGUAACAAAUUGUGAUGGGAAUCAGCAACGUUUGAUCAUUGUGGAGGAUUUGCCUGGUUUCAUUUUCGAAUCAAAUCGCCAAACAAAACAUUGUUUCCAAGCGGAAAGGACUCUAGGUUUAGACUUUGUUACUGGGUGGGCUGCACGAGGUGGAGGGCGACGCUUGCGCUUCCGUGCCGAGACUCAGAAAGCGAAACUACAAGAAAUGGCGAAGGAAAUUUGGGACAAAUAUUUGAAAGAAGCUCAAUCAAAGCCACGGGACGCUUUAGUUGAAUUGCAGAAAGCAUCAUCCACAAUCAAGAAUAUCUGCCAGCAAAAAAAUGAUCAGUUAUCGGCACAUAUGCUUUCGGAACUAGAAGCAGCUUUGAAAUGCAUACAUUCUUCCGUUAUUAAUGAUCGUCUGCUGUCAACUUUUGAAUUGUCGAUAUCUGGAAUGGUUGGCGCUUUAUUAGCGUUUCUGAAAUUUGUACAAAGGGACACGAAUUGUGAAAUAGCAAUCAUUUUCCGAAGGGUUUUCGUAGACCAGCGUUCACUGUCCGCUCUAGUGUGUAAAAUGGUGUCGGUUCUAGAUUCUAUAGAAAAAUUUCCUCAGUAUCUCUAUGACACUCCUGGUGGUUCAUCAUUUGGUUUACAAUUAAUUAAUCGUCGUAUAAAACUGAAAUUGGAACAAUUUAAUUCGAAUACACCUCCUCAGAUGCAGUUGCUGGAUCGAUCGGGUAGAACAAUGAAAGUGGAACCAUUAAGUACAGUGAAGCAGUUGAAGUGUUAUAUUUUGCGAAUGGUUACUAAACAGUGGUAUGAUCGAGGACGUCAAACGUUUCAUUUUGUGGAAGAAAUAAAAAACGCAAGAAAGCAUGGAACAAAAAUUUCAUUCACCUACACUAGUGACUUCGAUGAUAAAGGCAUAAUUUAUUGGCUGGGAACAAAUGGAAAAACAGUUACUGAAUGGACAAACCCAGCAAGUGUUCAUGUUGUUUUCGUAACAAGUUCGGAUGGUGAACGUCUACCAUAUGGCCAACAUGAAGACAUUUUAAGUCGUGAAGCUCUCAAUUGUCAUACUUCUGACGAUAAGAACGCUCACUUUACGAUUGAUCUCGGUAUUUAUUUUUAUCCAAAAACUUAUACGCUUCGGCAUGCUCGUGGUUACGGACGAUCUGCCCUUCGUAAUUGGCUUUUACAGGGUUCUCAUAACGGUCGAAUAUGGGAUGUACUUGUGGUGCAUGAAAAUGAUACCUCAUUGAAUUAUCCAGGUUCCACAGCAUCAUGGCCAAUUGCUUGUCCAGAGGAGAAAGGUCCCUAUCGAUAUAUUCGCAUUGCACAAAACGGCAGGAAUGCCAGUAACCAGAAUCAUUAUUUGUCGUUAUCAGGUUUUGAAAUAUAUGGUGAUGUUGUUGAUGUCGUGGUAGAUGGUUUUAAAAUUCUGGAAGAAAAGCCAAGCAUGAGUAGCAGGCGAUCCAAAAAAUGUAUUACUAGUACUAAGGAAAUAUCAGCGAAGGAAAGCAUUAUUAAUGAAACAUCGCUCACUUCAAUCAAUACUAACAUACAUUCUGCGACCUCACUUGGUGAUGCCAGUGUUGUAUAUUUGCCUGGCGGUCAAACCAAUAAUAAAGUUGUAAGUGGUAUUAUUGGAUGUGAUGUGAUGCUCAGCGGGACAAAUACAGUGAAGAGCAGGACAUUUCGGUAUCGGCGUGGUUCGCGUUUACUGGCAGCAAAUAUAGCAGGACGUGGAAUCCGUAUAGCUAGCGUACCUGAUGCAGUGACUUGUCCGGUAGGCAGUCGCGUAGUUCGAGGUCCAGAUUGGAAAUGGGAUGAUCAAGGGAGUAAUAUGGAAGGCACGGUCAUAUCUCUCAUUGAUAAUGGUUGGAUUGAUGUUCAGUGGGAUGAUUGUACAUCAAAUUCUUAUCGCUUUGGUGCCGACGGAAAAUAUGAUAUUGAAUUGAAGUCUGCUGAAUGGUCACCGGGUUUACGUCGAGGUUUUCGAAUAGUUGGUGCACGACGAGAGAGUCAUGCCGCAGCUACAUUGUAUCCCACCGGUAGUGGUGAAGUCCCUCCUGGAUUUUCAAGACAGCUUCCUCCAGUUCCGCGCGGGUUUAUGGAUCAUAGUCCCACAGAAACAUUACGAAAGGCGAAGCCCGGCAAUGCAUCUUUUUCCCGGUAUCAUCAAAGUGUCAGUUCACGUAGCAGUGCUGAAAUGAGUACUUUCGAUCGGAACAAAUCUGACUCUUGUCUUCAUUGUGGUUCACAAGAACAUCGUACAAAAGAUUGCGUUAAUGGUUUGGACUCCUCUAAUUUACAGAAAUCAGAAAUUAAUGCAGAAGACGAAAGCAUUACUAAUGCUAAGAUUAUUACUACAAAUCAGCUGUCCUCAAAUAUUGCACAAAAAUCGAUGUCAACUACCAAUUUGUUUGAUGGAUCUGAGGCAGCGAAAAGAGCGUCAGUAGCAUCAACCAAUCAGGCGGCAAGUGCGGAAUCUUUGCAACAUCAGACACCAUCCUUAGAAAAUUUAUUGGCACGUUCAAAAAUAUUCGAUGACCGUAUCCCAGAAGUAGUCUCGGAUGAUAUACCUACAGUUGAAAGUCAGCAUACAACUGGCUCCUCAACAGCCGUCGAUACUGAUCAGGAAAGUAUUUCUACAAAUAACUAUGCCGGUUUGGAUACCAGCUUUGAAAGUUUUGAUGGUGCAGUCGCAAUUAUCGAAAAGACACAUGAUGUGAAUGUUUCUAUAAAACCGAGCACAUACGUUGGUGGCUCUCAGCCUAUAUUACCUGAUCAAGAUUCUGACACUUCUGGAGAAGCACAAGUAAUCAGGCAGCGUGAUACGUGUUCAUAUCCUCAGAACUCGGUGAGAUCCAAUAUACAAAAUGAUUUAGCUCCAGCAAGUAGUAGUAAUACUACAUCGCUGGGGGAGGCAAAUGCGCGAAAUUUAGCAAAUAUGAGUGUCAGCGCUCCAAAUUUGGUUAUUUUACGACAGCUUCAACAGUCGGGAACAGCGUCGAAUACUGAUCAAAUGUUCUUAUCCGGUGACGAUGAUUUAGUGCGGAAUAUCUUGCAAGAUUUGGCCAGCGAUCCAUCGCGGCUUCGUAGCUUGCGUCGAUUUGCACUUGCAAGAAGCGGUUCAGCUAUGAUAAGUGAUGGUGAUAACGCUAUACAUGAUUCUACUCGGCGGUCUUUAAUCAAUGAAGAAUACGGGAGAAUAAGGAACGAAUCGUUUGGAGCACUGACUCAUGAAAUCAUUCGCAAAAAUGCCGACAUGAGUAGCGAAGUUAAUGAACAUAUCGAUGCUGUCAUGUCACUUGCUGAUGGUGAAUCGAAUGAAAGCAAACUAGGAGACAGUUGGAAACAAAAAGAAAGAGGUCCCUCAGAGAUACAAGGAAAUACAUUUCCCUUGGAGCCUGUGAAAAUCUCGUUGGUGCCCAUGAUGUUGCAGUCGUUUAAUCCUGGACAGAGAAUAAUAACUGAAGAAAAUAGUAGUAAUCGCGAAGUGGCAACAAAUAUAUCGAUUGCUGAUAGCACAGUUUUUUAUACAAAUGGUCGCAAAGCGCCUUUAACUUCUUGCUUACCAGAGCAGUUAGAUGACGAUGUUUCUGAUAAAAUGGAUGCUUCGAUGGAAAUAAUUGGUUCAAAUCAGCCAGGUGGUUCCCAAAGAGCACUUGGCAAAUCUUCGUUUGGAACAGGUUUUCGAUCAGCUUCUGGGACACAGUCUUUGUGCUCACGACGAAGUAUGCAAAAUAGUGGAGGUAAUUUCCCUUCACGUUUAGGUAAUUACGCAGAUGUUCUACGCACUGUUGUCAUGCAACAAAUCAUUGAUUCUGGUGGUUCGCUGAAUGGUCUCGAGUUAGAAGAAAUUGAGGAUGACAUAUACGAUGAUGAAAUGCAAGAUGAAGGUAACGAAGAUGACUGUGAUGAGGAAUAUGCAAAUGGUUUAUCUGUAGAGGCACUGGCGCAAGCAGCAGCUGCUUUUCAUAAACAGUCCAGUGGAGGAAGCACUGGAUUGAGUGGAGAACUGAAGUUUAACUGGAAACAGAUUGUAAUGGGUGAGGCUGGCAGAUUGAUAGGUGAUCGAGGUUUACGAUCAUCAACCUCGCCAAGUAACAACAAACAGAAUCGAGGAGGUGUCAGUCGGAAUUGGGAUGAUGAAUUCGUUUUGAAGCACCAGUUACCCGCCUUAAUUCCUGCAUUCGAUCCUCGUCCAGGCAGAACAAAUGUCAAUCAGAUCCAGGAUAUCGACUUGCCAGAUGGUAUCAGUGAGUCUCGGAGUGAAGCGGCAUUUCAUUCUGGGUGUUCAGUGCCGCAUACGGAAGAGGUACCAGAGUUGCGUCUAUAUCUUCAAGGACCCAAUUUAACAAACAUAAGUAAUGCUACUAUCGAACUGGUUGAUAAUGACAGAUCGAUAUUUUUCUAUCUUCAGCAGCUUGUUCAAAAUGUCGAGUGGGGACAGAAAAAUGAAAGAACAAGGCGUAUUUGGGAGCCGACGUAUACAUUGAUUUAUCGAAAUGCAUGUGAUAAUGAUGAACUUCCGCAAACAGUUAAUAAAACGAUUGCAGAAAUGAAUGGUUUCCCAGAAAAUGUUGCUAAUACUUUGGUAGUUCUUUCAAGCUUACAUCAAAUUGGUGCAAAUGUAAUGAAAUAUGAAAUGGCGACAGAUAUUUUUGUUAGUGAAAAAUUGACUCAAAAACUGAUGCAAGAGUUAGCAGAUCCAUUGAUUGUUUCUGCAAGAGCUUUGCCUUCUUGGUGCGAUGAACUAAUUUUCAAAUAUCCAUGUUUAUUUAGUGUUGAAACGAGGACUAAUUAUUUUCGAGCUACUGCGUUUGGUACUUCGCGUUCAAUUGUAUGGCUACAGGCUCGUCACGAUCAGAUGCUUGAACAGUCUCGUGGUGCAACAAGUGCUGCAUCGGUAUCGAAUCUUACUGGAACUCGUAGAGAUGAUAAUUAUCCCGAGUUCCGCAUAGGCCGAAUUAAGCAUGAACGCAUCAAGGUGCCACGUGACGAUGAGCAGCUAUUCGAAUAUGCUGUCCGAUUAUUGGAGUUUCAUGCUUCUAGGAAAGCGGUGCUGGAAGUUGAAUAUAUUAAUGAAGAAGGAACUGGAUUGGGACCAACACUGGAGUUUUAUGCUUUGAUGGCCGCCGAAUUUCAACGCAAAGACUUAGAAAUGUGGAUCUGUGAUGACAUGGAUACUGACCAGAUGGAAGGACUAGAUCUUGGGGAGGGUAUGAAACCACCGGGAUACUAUAUUCGUCGCCCUGGAGGACUUUUUCCGGCUUCAAUACCAAUUUCAUCUGCAGAAAACUCACGUGUUUCUCAAUUAUUUCGAAUUUUCGGGAUUUUCCUAGCUAAAGUACUACAGGAUGGUCGUUUGGUGGAUUUACCACUGUCGCAACCAUUUUUAAAAAUAAUUACCAACCCACAGCUGACUGAAGGAAAUACUGUUGAUUUGAAUGGUGUACUUGAUUUGAAUGAUUUGGAAGAAGUAUACCCAGUCAGAGGUCGUAUAUUAAAAGAACUAGAUGCAUAUAUCGUGCAGAAACGUUCUAUUGAAGCUGACAAGAGGUUUGAUCCAGAUACUCGACGCCGAAAGAUCGAACAACUUAAAUUAAAUAUUAAUGGUUCAGAAUGUACAAUUGAGGAUUUAUCAUUAACUUUUUGUGUAAAUCCAUCGUCAACCAUAUUCAACUAUAAGCAAAUGGAACUGAUUGAAAAUGGUAUGAAUAUCGAUGUCACUGCUAAUAAUGUUGAACUUUAUAUUGCUUCAUGCACAGAUUUUUAUCUCAGUUCUGGUAUUCUUAAUCAGUUGAAAGCAUUUCGCGAAGGCUUUGAUCUUGUUUUUCCUUUACGAAAUUUAAGGAUGUUUGUUCCAAGAGAAUUACAGACUUUGCUCUCUGGUGAUCAGUGUCCGGAAUGGACUCGUGAAGAUAUUAUUAGUUUCACUGAGCCAAAACUGGGUUAUACUAAGGAAUCGCCUGGUUUCUUACGCUUUGUUGAUGUUCUAGUAGGAAUGAAUGCUUGUGAACGCAAGUCCUUUUUACAGUUUACAACAGGUUGUUCUUCGUUGCCGCCAGGUGGUUUGGCAAAUUUGCAUCCACGUUUGACAAUUGUUCGAAAAGUUGAUAGCGGCGACGGUAGUUAUCCAUCUGUGAAUACUUGUGUUCACUACUUAAAAUUGCCCGAUUAUAGUUCUACGGAGAUUAUGCGUGAACGUCUUCUAACAGCAACUAAUGAAAAAGGUUUUCAUCUAAACUGA
Brugia malayi is the source of this 8931-nucleotide messenger RNA. RefSeq lists its product as uncharacterized. Gene Ontology annotation, cellular component: nuclear speck. Gene Ontology annotation, molecular function: metal ion binding; protein binding; ubiquitin protein ligase activity. Gene Ontology annotation, biological process: protein K63-linked ubiquitination; proteasome-mediated ubiquitin-dependent protein catabolic process; anatomical structure development. The coding region runs from base 1 to 8931 and encodes 2976 amino acids. The record is from RefSeq and is a predicted model, not a curated record. NCBI's taxonomy places the organism in Eukaryota, Metazoa, Nematoda, Chromadorea, Rhabditida, Onchocercidae. The transcript has 60 exons.